Messenger RNA from Sinocyclocheilus rhinocerous, 3245 nucleotides. RefSeq names its product Krueppel-like factor 12. Lineage: Eukaryota; Metazoa; Chordata; Actinopteri; Cypriniformes; Cyprinidae. Bases 172 to 1305 code for a protein of 377 amino acids. Gene Ontology annotation, biological process: regulation of transcription by RNA polymerase II. Gene Ontology annotation, molecular function: DNA-binding transcription factor activity, RNA polymerase II-specific; RNA polymerase II cis-regulatory region sequence-specific DNA binding. The record is from RefSeq and is a predicted model, not a curated record. The transcript has 6 exons.
CCUGAGAAACACACGGCGGCGGAGGAGAGACAGAGAGAGAGAAGGGGGUCACAUCAGAAAGUGCGACAGAGGAAAACAAGACAGAAAAGAGGGAGGCAGAGGGACGCUGUAAGGAUAGUGGUUCUCGCUGUCAAUUGCUGAGGUUAAUAAACAAGGAACAGUGCUAUCAGGAUGUUGAUGCUGGAUGGGAUGCCAGCCCUGCCAGUCAAAAUCGAUCCUGCAGAGUCACAGAGACGGGGAAGCGGUCAAAGCGAUGUCCCACAGUCUCCUGUGAUCCAUGACUACACAGAGAUGGGCGUGCUAGUGUUGAACCGCAGAUUUCGGACACCAUCAGAUGAUAGACGAUUCCUGUUUGACCCCUUCCAGAUGCAAACAGAGCCCGUGGACCUGUCCAUUAACAGAGCCAGAACCUCCCCAUCACUUUCAGCAUCGUCAUCUUUAUCCUCGUCUCCCUCGUCGUCCUCAUCAUCAAUACGAUUUUGUCCACGGUCCCCUCCUUCCAGCAAGUCUGUGUCAUCUUCAUCACCAUCGUCAUUAUCUAUGCCUUCAGCCUCCUCCACUUCUGUCAUAACCCCCGUUCCUCGUUUGAAGAUGUCUCCAGUGGUGGCCUCUCUCCCGUCCAGGUGUCUUAGGGGGCAGUCGUUUUUGCACAUACCCCAGCUGAUGCCUCCUUGCUCCAGCCCGGUCCACCUCCACCCACGCCGUGUGCCAGUGGUGGUGCAGCCCAUGCCGCUGGUCUACCCUGGAGUAGGAUCACUGGGAAACAGCAGGCUCAUGAUGCCGCUGCUGGAGGAAAACAGGAUGCACAGGAAAGUCACGCACCGAAUCGCAGAUGGACUGUCACCUCGGCGAUCUUUGAGUGACAGCGAGGAUGAUGACCUGCCCAACGUGACCUUGGAGAGAGUGAAUGAAACAGGAUCCACUGCCCUGACUAUCGCCCGUGCUGUGCAAGAUUCCUUGUUGCCGUUCAGCAUUGAGAGCCUGCGGAGGCCCCGUCCUUCAGAGUCACCUGACUCAAAGAGGAGGCGCAUUCACAGGUGUGAGUUUGAGGGCUGCAAUAAGGUUUACACCAAGAGUUCUCAUCUUAAAGCCCACAGACGCACACACACAGGUGAAAAGCCAUACAAGUGUACGUGGGAUAACUGCACAUGGAAGUUCGCUCGCUCUGACGAGCUGACGCGACAUUAUCGCAAACACACUGGUGUCAAACCGUUCAAAUGCAGCGACUGCGACCGCAGCUUCUCCCGCUCGGACCACCUCGCCCUCCACCGCCGCAGACACGCCCCACAAACAUGCAUAGUGUGAAAAAGACGUUUGAUGGACAAUAUAAGCGGACAGAGCAGGUCUCUAUCUGCCAGCAUCGCAUGCAGAAGAUCUGGAAUUACUCCUCGCACAACAAUAAAGAGGUGAAAGACAUGGAAAUUUGACAGGAAUGAGAGACGGAAGAUGAAGUCCAUGUAUUAUGCGAUUCACGUGCAUUUAUCUACAUUUCCCUCAUAUAGUUUAUCUUCUGCACUUUUAUGUGAGGUUUAUUCAUAGAGGUGGGAGCCUCAAUUUGGCACAGAGUCUUAUACUAGCCUAACUAUUAAAAGCCUGUUAAAGGUGCUGUAUACAAUUUUUUUUAUACUUAAUUACUAUAGAAUCAGCAAGCAACUAUUUUCUAUGUAAAGAUAUAGUGUAGUAGCCUAAUAGUAUCCUUAGCAAAAAGUGAAGUCAGAACCCCUCUGUGUGUGUGUGUAAUCCAAGCUUUUCUGUUCGGUUUUAUCGGUAGUCGGGACGGCCGGGGCGUGUUUGUUAUUGUAUGUGAGCCCUCCCUUUAAAAUAGUUGGCCCUCCCCGCAUUUAUAAUAAGAUAAUACGGAGCUUUCUGCUUCCACAUACCAUGUUUCUAUAUUAGCAUAAUACUUACCUCGUCACUUGCCAUUGUUUACAAAAGCCGAAGGUAUAUCAAUUUUGUUAAAUAUUCCGUUUUCUUGAUGCGUUUCACGUGGGGGGCGUGGCCGAACGGAGGGUGAGGGUGUGGCCGAAGCGAUUCUCCUGUGCAACAUCUAGUAGUUGAAAAAUCGUGUACAGCACCUUUAAAUGUAGGCCUAUUCGAUUCUCCAAACCUUCACGUUUCCUUCAGGUUUACACUUGGAAGACUUAUGGUUUUUCAUAUCACUAGUCUAAAAAUAUUUAGAAUUCAUUUUAUAAUACUUAUUUUUUUGUCUAAAAAGCAUUGCAGAGGAGCCUAAAUCUGUUCAGUGCAAGCUUUGGUUAUGCAUUUAGCAAAUAAAAGUCACUUUGAAAAAAAAAAAUGUAAUUUACAAUUUGCAGGGUAAUAAUAGCAUUGCUGUCAUCGUGUAGAACUAAGUACAAACUUGUUUCAGAUCAAAAAAGACACGCACACACACACACACACAACAAGAAAACAGGACAAACAAACAUAAAACAUGACAUUAUCACAAUGAAGGUUUACAUUCUAGCUUCAAAUUCUGCAUGGGCUCCAGUUAUCACUUUAUUAUGGAAUCUGAAGUUCUUGUUUGUUUUUAUAUAUAACUGAAUGUGAGGAGACGGCCGUACCAUUGAUGUAGUGUUCUGUCCUCUCAGGAGACAUUCUCUCACACCGUUUUAAACUUUCCUUGCAUCAUUUGUGCACAAAACUAGUGUAGCAGAUGUCUGUAUAUUUUAUAGUCUUUACCAUGUGGUAUAUUAUUUUGGUUUGUUUGUAUUGUAUGUCAUAUAUUUGUUCUGUAUUCCGAGAUUUGCACCCUUUUGACCAUAAAUAUGUGAUGCCAAAAUGUAUAGUAUUUUACAGGGAACCCAGUGACUAAAAAUCAUGAGUGUAAAUGAUCGUCAAAUGGGCAUUCCUUUUUAUUUUUUUUUCUUCUACAAUGAUGUAUCUGUAAAUGAUGUUAUGGUAAACAUUUCAGUUUUAUAUGGAUUUAACUGUGAAUUUAUACAUAAAUACAGUAUAUGUUAGAAAAAGGCAUGAAUAAAAGCACAGAUUUGUAUGUACAGAAAAGACUUGUGUGACUUUAAAGACCAUACAAAGGCCCAAACGCAUAUGCCUCAUGAAGUUUAGAGAUAACGUGAUAAUCUUACUGGACAGAACAGAAUAUAAAAGAGCAAUUAUAACCGAUCAAAUAGAACAUUGACGGAUUUAUUUAUGUAUUUAUUUAUUUUAAGAAUUCUGGUAGAUACUGGAAUGACACUAUUACGGCAAAAUGCAUAUUUCUUCAUUGACAGCCAUUCAGAAGAGACUAU